AAAAAUCAAGAUGGCGGAAGCUACAGCUCAAACCGUGUUGGACAAGAUCAGCCAGGGGCAUCUGGAAUGUCCGAUCUGUUGCUGUCGGUUCAAGGAUCCCAAGAUGUUGGACUGUCUUCACAGUUUCUGUCUGAACUGUCUGGAAGAGAUUAUGAGCAAACAGGACCCAGAGAUAAGGAAGAUAACUUGUCCAUUCUGCAGGAAAGAGACGCAAGUUCCUGAUGAAGGAUUGCAGAGUCUUUCGUCCAGCUUCUUUUUGAUUUCCCUUGCCGAUGAAAUAAACAAACAAGAACAAUUAUUAGGGGAAGUAUUAUCUACCAGUGCAACGUGUGAAUCGUGUGAAGAAGGACAAGAAGCUGUAUCAAGAUGUCUUGACUGCAAGGCGAACAUCUGCAAGAAAUGCCAAGAGGCACACCAAUUUCUGAAGUACACCAAAGGCCAUCGCAUCAUUCCAACACAGGACCUGGACAAAUUGAGGGUUUUACCUGUCGAUCUUACUGUCGCACCAAAAUGCAGAAAGCACAUUAAACAGCCGUUAUGUUUUUACUGUGAAUCCUGCGAUGCAUUGAUCUGUGUAAUGUGUGCUGCAACAGAGCACCGGUCCGCGGAUCACACGUACAUUGAAGUCUCUGACUUCAUCCGAUCAUUUCGUGAAAAUAUCAACGACAUAUUGCAUAAGUUUGAGAAAAGCAAAGAGCAAUUUACAAUAAACAAAGGCUCGAUCAAACGUGCACGAAAAAGACUACAAAAGAAACUUGCUCAGGCUCGUAGUGAUAUUUCUGCUCAAGAAGAGGCAGAGAUCGCUAAAAUCAGAAACAAAGCAAAGCUUCUCACCGAAAAGGUCGACGAAAUCGGUCAGGAGAGAGACAGUGAGUACGAAAAGGCGCUCAUGCACAACCGUGACCAGAUGGAACGCGCAGAUCAGAUCGUCACGGCAGUAAAUGACUUGAUGAGACAAGCCGAUGAUUUCGAGCUUUUGGAGCUCAAGCCGAAGGUGAUGCACAACUUGGAAUUCCAGAAGGAGCUCAAGUGUGAAUCGGCAAAGCUGGAUAUGGCGUUCAUCGGGGUCAAAUAUCAAGAUGUCGUCAGUGACACGGAUCUGGGGGAAAUACUGCUAAAAGAGAAAUGGCAGUUGAAGGAAGAGUUUGGCAAGAAAGGCACUGGUGACGGGGAAUUCCAGAGGGCCGCGGGUGUUGCAUGUUUGAACAACGGGAACGUUGUUGUAACUGACACAACACAGAAACGGUUAUCAUUGUUUACCUCCCAAGGUCAGUACAAAACAUUGGUUCUGCAAGGACCUGAUCGGCAUCAGCUGCAAAAUCCUUGGCGCGUUGCCGUCACCUGUGAUGAUCAGCUUUUUGUCACUGACAGAAAGAAAGUGAAGGUUUUCGACAAUGAACUACAGUUUGUUCGCGAGUUUACACCUUCGGUUGAUGAUGCUGAGGGGCUAUCAAAGAGUAACCUCCGUGGUAUUGCUGUGGACAAGCAACGAGUAGCAGUGGCUGACUUUGGGAGAAAGGUCGUCAGUGUCCACAACUUGGACGGAUCGUUGAUUGCAAGCACAUCCAACAACAUGGUUGACAAUAACUUGGCAAUGAGCAACAAAGAACGGCUGAUCCUCACAAACUACGAGGAGAAGAGGUUGCUGUGCGUUGACUUUGAGGGCAAUGAGGUGUUCAACGUGAUGACCUUACUAAACGGGAACCCAGCGAAACCGACUGGUGUCCUGUGCGAUGAUGAUGGGAGCAUCUAUGUCGCCGUUCACUCCGAUAACAAGGGAGACAGUGAAGUGCAUCAUUUUGACGCGAAUGGUGCAUUCAUAUCAACAGUUGCACAAAAGUUGUACAAUCCGUUAGGAAUGGCGUUCACCCCCGCUGGUGACGUCGUUGUCGCAGACAUGCAUUCCGUUAAAAUCUUUGAGCGGAUGUAAUCUGCUUCACUAAAAAUCAAUUGAUCCCUCUGGUAGCCAAAUAGGUUGCCUGAAAUCCACAAAACAUCUUCUUCAAGAUUUCUGAACAAUUCGUGUAGACCAAAGCACAUUUUUUCCCAGACCCAAUAUUUUUUUUUUCAAAUCGAAAAUAUAGAUGAAAACCUUCAUUUAUAUAGGAAAACGCAGCGGAUGGUUUCCCUGUCACUACUCGAGACACUAUACUAAUUAAAGUACCUAUAUUUUGUAAACGGAUAUUCGCCUUACCUUAGUUUUUAAACUUCGUAUAUUUUCCACAUAACAUUGCAUCAUUGGCUACGUCCGCUUUAUUUGGAGUGUUUUCUGUGUCGUUUCUAGUUUACAAUUCUGAUGAUGACAUUCUAUAAAGAGAUCUCGGAUUAACCAGAAUCUAUGAUUAGCUCUGUAUAUUUUGCGUGUACAUUGUAGAUGUUUCUUUCUACCAAUGAACAGUGGAAGAAUAGUUUAAAAGUUUCCUGACAGCGACCCGUUGAGGUUUGUGUUUCGUGUAUAUAAAGUCAAUUCAUUGUUCAAUAAUUAAUGCAUUGACUAUAAAAAAAAAAAACAGAAGAAGCUGCAUAUAGCAAUCCAAAUGUAAAUAAUGAAUGCAAACAGACUGAUCAUCCAUUUGAGAUUAUUAAAAUGAAACCGAUUUCAUCAUUAUUACUGCUU
This is a messenger RNA of Patiria miniata (bat star), 2617 nucleotides long. RefSeq names its product E3 ubiquitin-protein ligase TRIM56-like. Gene Ontology annotation, biological process: positive regulation of DNA-templated transcription. Bases 11 to 1930 code for a protein of 639 amino acids. The record is from RefSeq and is a predicted model, not a curated record. Lineage: Eukaryota; Metazoa; Echinodermata; Asteroidea; Valvatida; Asterinidae. Gene Ontology annotation, cellular component: chromatin; nucleoplasm. Gene Ontology annotation, molecular function: protein binding; ubiquitin-protein transferase activity; zinc ion binding. The transcript has a single exon.